Molecule: messenger RNA, 1960 nt
Organism: Ectocarpus sp. CCAP 1310/34
Lineage: Eukaryota; Phaeophyceae; Ectocarpales; Ectocarpaceae
Source: the annotation of a GenBank genome assembly
AUGGCUUCGCAUCAUAUCAAAGCAGUUCAGUGGGCCAAGUCGAAAGGUACCCCUCGGGUGGUGGUCGACUUCUGCGCGGCCCAUGGCAUGUGGGCGACGGAUAGACAAGUACGGCAUCGAGAGGAUUUCAAUGCGAAGGUCGUGGAGGACGGCGAUAAGCUUCCGAAGGAUGUCACCUGUGGUGCGUUUCCGUACGACAACUGUGACAUGGAACCCGUGGUUGGAGUUUGCCAGGGGGAGCCUCAUCUGUCGACGAUCGCAGCUUCGGCCGUCACGGUGGGGGGGUCGGUGGGUAAACUCGAAGACGCCUCGAGGUUGAAGCGGUAUAGCCUCCUGACCUUGGACGACGUGAUGAAGGGGCCAAAUGCACAGGGGGGCGAGCGGCGGUUCGAGGCCUUCCAGUCACAGCUCACAGCUCCGACGUGCCGUUUACGAGAGCGCGUCGUUAGGUUCGACACCGGACGGGCCGCUGUGGUGUGUGGAGGCUCAACUCCGAACGGAUCUAACGCCGGAGGAGAGAGCUACUCUCGACGGCCGGCGGCCGUCGACCGCAUCCUCCGGAUAUGGCGUGGUACGGUCGCCGGCAAGAACGGUGCGCCGUGCAUCAUCGCCGGGGACGAGGAGACGUACCGCGUCUUGUACCACAUCCAGAAGCAAGAGCGCAUGGCAUAUCGUCAACUUCGUCGGUACCCGGGUGAUUGGCACCUCCUCUUGCACAUGGCGAAGGCUCUUCUCAAGCGGUAUUGGGGGGCUGGCGUAGAGUUCGUGGCGAAGGAUUUGGGCACGGACAACAGCAAGUCAAGCGAGGGGAGCAACUACCGACGGGCACACCACCAUCUCGUCGUGAUGUGGGAGGCACGUAUGUCUUUAUGUCCGAAGAUGUGCCUUCCACCAGGGGAGGAUAUGACGGCGGAGGAUGCCGACAGCAUGGUGGUUGCGUGGAUCAAGAAGCGAGCGGCAGAGCACAAGACGUUCGCCCUAUGGCAGCAGUUCCUCUUGCACGACUUUCCUGCCUACAUGGCCUUCCGGACAGCGCUGCGCACGGGAGAUUUCAUGCUGCGGCUUGACGCACUUCGCCGUAUCGCUCCCAUUUUCUACAUCACCGGUAAGGACCGAUACCAAUUCCUGGUGGUGGACCUUGCGGAGAUGUCAAGGAUGUCGGAGUCGGAUCUGAAGGUGAUAGUCAAGCUAUUUUCCGUCUCCCUCAGCAAGGAUGCGUGUGCCCGGCUUGGUUUGGAUGAGAGGCAGGGGCUUACUAAUCGUAUGUACAAGACCUUGACGAAGAGGAUACUUCCGAGUUUCAUCCACAAGCUAGCCCCGACUGCGGUGCUUCGAGAGAUAGCUGAAUUCGAGUUUAGGCGGGAAUUCCUCGAAGGACCACGUACGGAACGGGAUAGAUGCCGCGAGCUGGCUUUACUGCGUGCGCCUGCGGGCGACUUAGGCAAGGGGAAGGUCGUGGCCUUGGACGGGAGGGUGUUUCCAGAGGCAAGGUGGCAAGAAGUUCUCGGUGCCCCGGCAACGGCGUCAGAGAAGAUGCGGGAGUUUAUCCUGUACUUCGUUAAGAAGGACAAGACGAAGAAGGGAGCGACAAAAAAGAAGUUCUUCUCCAUCCCGGCUUUAAACACAGAGAACAAGUCGACGAGGAGCAAGGGGAGGUCGUCAAAGCUGAAGGAUACAGUUGGCAACGCCUACGCGGGGGGGCGAGCGAUGAAGGCGAUGGUGCUGAACAUCUAGGACAUGGUCGAAGGGGUGGGGUCGUUGUCCGAGGAACAAGUGGUGGACAUGGCGACGAGGAUUGGAGCAUCGACGCCAUUUAGCAUGGCAAAUGCUACCGGAGGGGCUAAAAAUGCCAACAAUCCGCAGGCCCGACGAAGUGGCUCCAAGAUCACAGCUCCGACGCCGUCGCCGACGAGCCGUUUUACACCGUGCAUGCCCACGGAGUGGAUCUGCCUGUGUCAAU